AUGCUAUAAAAUGUCGGUAGUCCAACUCUGAAGAAUUAGUCUACAUCUAAUUCUAUUGAGACCAGCUGGCCAUACCAGGAAGAGAUGGAAUUAAAUUGGGUUGCAUUUACUUUAUGCAUAAGUCUGAUCCUGAUCAAAGGCGAAUCCUCUUUCGCAACUACAGCUACCAAAAAUGAAAUCUGCAAAGCAUCAAGGAGAGAGGAGGAACAAUGCGGAUCAUAUGCCUAUAAGGCCAUGAAACCACUGCUCAUCUACGUAGAAUUGAUGAGGACAAAAGUGGAAAACCAUGAUAAUAUAACAUCCAUUAAGAAUAACGAAAUUGAAGGCCUUCAAAUGAAGAUAUCCCAAUAUGAAUCAGAUUUAAUAAAGAAUUUGAGAGAGCAGAUUAUUGCUGGAUUGAGGGAACAGAUCAUCAAAAAGGACAGCGAAUUAAAGCAGCAAAAGUUUGACCAGCAAAAUGUAUAUGAAACUAUCAUUCAGGAACUGAGAAACUAUAAAAAUAUAACAGUAAGUCAGAACUCUGAAAUCAAGGAGUUGCAGAAGAAACUAGUUGAUCAAAAUGAAAAUGUCGCCAUCAUACAGGGAUUGAGAAAUCAGAUAGAUUCAUACAAGAAUAACAAUGACAAUUUGCAAUCAAUCAGGAAUGAAUUAAAUAAGCUUAAUUCACAGAAAUGUGAGGAGUGCACAAGUGAAUUAGUCUCCAAACAAAAACUUCAAAUCGAUAGCGAUGCAAUCAAAUCGAAGGAGUUUCAGAAACAGUUGGAGGAACAAAAGAAAAAUAUUGACCAAAAGAACCAAGAAAUAUCCAAAUUAAAAGAUCAAAUUAAUACGAGGCAGUCAAAUCGAAGGAAUCAAAUUAAGAGCGAGGCAGUCAAAUCGAAGGAGUUUCAGAAACAGUUGGAGGAACAAAAGAAAAAUAUUGACCAAAAGAACCAAGAUAUAUCCAAAUUAAAAGGUCAAAUUAAUACUGAGGAAAAGAAUCAACCAAUAUCCAAAUUACAAAACGAUGUGAAAAAAAGUGAAAUGAAAGUGGAAGACCCAAAGGAGAAUCCCUUUAUUAGCUGCACUUCUUUUGGAGAUGCUUCGGGUGUUAAUAAAAUCAGUUUCUCUAAUUACUCCUUUGAUGUCUUAUGCGACUCGGAGACAGCAGGUCCUGGAUGGAUAGUUAUCCAGCAGCGAAUCAAUGGUAAAGAAGAUUUCAACAGGUCUUGGACAACAUACCGAGAAGGCUUUGGUUCCUUUGAUGGCGACUUCUUCUUGGGCUUGGAGAAAAUCCAUCGCUUGACGAGAUUCAAACCCCAUGAACUCUAUAUAUAUCUGGAAUACUUUCAUGGCGUAAUAGAAUAUGAGAGAUAUAAACAAUUUGCCAUUGUUGGCGAAAGCGAUGAAUACCAACUAAGCUUAAGUGGAUUCAGUGGCAAUGCCAGAAAUAAGAUGUCAAGAUUUAAGAAUAAUCAGAAAUUUUCGACAUAUGAUCGUGAUAAUGAUGGCAGGAAUGAUGUCAAUUGUGCAUUAAAACAUCUUGGUGGAUGGUGGUACAAUGACUGGUGUGGAGUUAUGAACUUAAAUUCGAAGUACUAUAACAGUAUAAGCGACUGGCAUGGUGAUGGUAUGUAUUGGCGUGCCCCAGUCAAAAAUGUUAAAAUGAUUAUUCGCCCAAAAUAAAUAUAAAAA
Messenger RNA from Drosophila grimshawi, 1674 nucleotides. RefSeq names its product angiopoietin-related protein 7-like. The coding region runs from base 85 to 1665 and encodes 526 amino acids. The transcript is spliced from 4 exons. NCBI's taxonomy places the organism in Eukaryota, Metazoa, Arthropoda, Insecta, Diptera, Drosophilidae. The record is from RefSeq and is a predicted model, not a curated record.